AUGGUCCUUGGCUGCUGGUCCAGCGACGCCAUGGUCGACUGGCCGACUCUCACCGGAUCGCUGAUUGUGGCUCUGCUGACAUUGGCCCGGCGCACGACGCAUGGGCACCAAAACAUCCGAGUGGUGCGCUUCCAGCGCCUGGUGGUGUCGGUGACCACGGAUCCCGACUCCGGGCUGGCCUGUGCCCUCUUCGCGGAUGACGACGACUUCGAUCCUGCGCUGGAUGCCGAGCACGACCGGUCGCUCUUGGUGCCGGGCCCGACGACCGGGGGGGAUGUCCCCUCGGCCGGGCCGAAUCGGCCGUACCCGGCCCCCUCCGGGCUCCAGCCGGAGUCCCAGCUGUCCGAGGAUGAGGCCGACAUUUAUGCCGAGACGGCGGCCGCCAGCAGCCGGUAUGCGGCCCGACGCGGGUCGGCCGCCACCGAGGGGUCGGUCGAUCCGGGGCCGGUUGCCGGGGCCGGGCCCGGGGCCGGGGCCGGCGCGGCGCCCGAGGCGAAUGCCUCGGCGCCUGCCCUUGCCGGUCCGGAAGCGGCCGACCUCCUGGCACCCCUUGCCGGCGGCCCGGGUGCUCAUCACCUGGGCCUGCCCUUCCACAGUUAUCUGCUGAACUCGGCCACCCCGCUGACUGCGCCCGAACACUUUUCGGCGCUGCCGCCGCGGUGCCAUGCGCAGCCAUUCAGCCUGCUGGCGCGCUCCUUCCUGGCCAACUUCGUGGCUCGCUUCGCAAAGGGCGGCCCGGAUGCCACUGAUGGCUUUUCUGCUGUCAACCUGCGUGUGUUCAAUGCCUUCGAUCAGGACAUUCGCGCGUCCAUCAUGAGUGCCAUGUACACGGCGGUCACCGAGCUCUACGAUGCAGCACCUAUCCUGGAUAAUGUGCUCCUCUUCCACCAUGGGCGGAUUGCACACAUCGCCCGGGCCAGCGGGUCCCCCGGGGCCGGGGGCAAUUCCAAUGCCCCGCCGCUCGAUGUCAUGGCCAUUGAAGCCAACCUGGGCGCCGCGGUUUCGGCGGCGGACGACGUCCUGAAUGCCCUUGGAAAUGAUUCGACCGAUCUCUUGUCAUUCAGCCUGAAUGGCAUCGGCCGGCCUGGGGCCGGCCCCGGGCAUGCCGGGCCCUUCGGCUCGCCUGCCGGUGGCCUGCACAGUGGGCCCGGGCCAUCUGAUCACCAUCAGCACCACCAGCACCACUCGACGGCCGCCGAUUCGGUCGCCCUUUCGUCGCCUGCUGCCGCGUAUUUGGGCGCGGCCGCGGCGGCCAGCCAGCAUGCACGCGAUCUGCCGGGCACGGCUUCCGGCAUCGGGGCCGGGCCGCGCCUGCACUCGGCCUACCUAGGCCAGAGCGGCCCCAUGAGUCCGGGCGGCCCGGAGCCGGCCCGACUGGCUGGCUUGCCAACGUCGUCGGGACUUCAGACCGCGACAGUCGCCGCGGCCGCCGCUCGGUCCCACUCCAGCCCGGCUAGCAUUGGCGCCGGCGCCGGAAGCAAGCCCCCUGAGCAGCACUCGCAGCAGCAGCAGCAGCAGCAGCAGCAGCAGCAGCAGCAGCAGCAGCAGUAUCCCGGAGCACCGGCCUUCGUGGCCGAUUGGCGCAGCGGGCAGCCCCCGCGGCCACGGGGAGACGGCGCUGGUGGGCCCGGGGGCUCGGCCAUGCCUGCUCCUGGCUCCUCGGGCCCAGCCGGCCUCGGGCACCACCAGCCUUCGCGGCGGUCGCCGCUGGCGCCCGGGGGGUCGCACGGCCCGGCGCCUCCCUCCUCCACAUGGAGCACCCUCGAGACCGGGGCCCGGGUGUGGGUGGGCUCGGCCCGGCGGCCUUUCACCCUGGUGGCCCUGCUGCUGCAGUCGCAAUCCGGCGAGUCCUUCGAUCCGCGGCAGGUCCUGCUGGUCAUCCGGGCCACUCUGACCCUGUUGCGGCAACUUUCCGGCAUCCUUUCCAACAUUGGCGAUGUGUGAGCACCGUCCGCCCCGGCGCGGCUGGCCGGGGCCAAUAAGACGCACAUUUUCGAGA
Messenger RNA from Fonticula alba, 1999 nucleotides. RefSeq lists its product as hypothetical. Lineage: Eukaryota; Rotosphaerida; Fonticulaceae. The coding region runs from base 1 to 1944 and encodes 647 amino acids. The record is from RefSeq and is a predicted model, not a curated record. The transcript has 5 exons.